UGAAUCAAGUGAUGAUGAUGGAGAUGAAAAAGCAGAGACCAGGAGGUGAUGGUCGUAAGAAGAUUAAGAUUGAAAAAAUCAAAGACAAAUCAAAGUUACAGGUUACAUUCUCCAAGAGAAGAAAGGGUUUGUUCAAGAAGGCAACUGAAUUAUCUGUUUUAACUGGUUCACAAAUUGCACUCAUUGCUUUCUCUCCUGCCGGAAGACCCUAUGUUUGUGGUAAUCCUGAUCUCAUACUCGAUCGAUUUCUUAAUAACAUUAAUGGUGAAGCGCGUGAAAUUCAGAAAGAUGAUGAUGAUGAACAACAGAGGAGGUGUUUGGAAGUUGAAAGAGAACUAGAAGCUGAAAAGAAAAGAGGGUUUCUCUUGGAGUCUUUGGUAAAUUGUGAUUUGGGGCCUGAUAAUGAUAAAUUUUGGUGGAAUACAUAUGUUGAUGGGCUGAGUUUGGAUGAAUUGAUGCAGAUGAGAAGUGACAUGGAACAACUCCAGAAGUGCGUCACAAAGAGAUCUCAUGACUUGCAGAUGACCAGUAACAACACAGCUUCUUCUUCAUCAUCUUCUUCAUAUGAAGAUAAGUCCCUUGCGUUGAUGACAAUACCGUCCGGUAAUGAAAUUGUUGAUGAUGAUUAUCAGAAUGAAGAGAUGGUAAAUGAGUUGCUCUUUGAUUUUGAUUCUCAAGAAUAUGAAUUUGGCAUCGGGAAUACUACUUCAACUGAUCAAGAAGAGAUCACCGCCGACAUUUUUUCCGAUGACUACUACUAG
Messenger RNA from Papaver somniferum (opium poppy), 761 nucleotides. Its product is annotated as agamous-like MADS-box protein AGL29. The coding region runs from base 12 to 761 and encodes 249 amino acids. Gene Ontology annotation, molecular function: RNA polymerase II cis-regulatory region sequence-specific DNA binding; DNA-binding transcription factor activity, RNA polymerase II-specific; protein dimerization activity. The record is from RefSeq and is a predicted model, not a curated record. NCBI's taxonomy places the organism in Eukaryota, Viridiplantae, Streptophyta, Magnoliopsida, Ranunculales, Papaveraceae. Gene Ontology annotation, biological process: regulation of transcription by RNA polymerase II. The transcript has a single exon.